This is a messenger RNA of Diospyros lotus (date-plum), 360 nucleotides long. RefSeq lists its product as uncharacterized. Lineage: Eukaryota; Viridiplantae; Streptophyta; Magnoliopsida; Ericales; Ebenaceae. The coding region runs from base 1 to 360 and encodes 119 amino acids. The record is from RefSeq and is a predicted model, not a curated record. The transcript has a single exon.
AUGGGCAACUGCAUCAAGAAAGAAGCCUCGGCGAGCUGGGGCGGCGACGACUGGAGCUGUCUGACGACGACCCCCCAAUCGCCAUUCUCCGGCGAAACAGGCCGUGGAAAGAAGUGCAACAAGAACGACAACAAGAAGAAGACGGAAGAAACAGAACCAGCCGGCGGAGGGCCGAGACUGGUGAAGAUCAAGCUCAAGAGAAAGGAGCUGGAGGAGCUGCUGGGGAGGGCCGAGCUGCAGGGGAUGUCGGCGAAGGAGGUGGUGGAGCGGCUGAUGGGAGGCUGCGACGGGUAUAGCCGGAGCCACGAGACAAGCCGGCCUUGGAGGCCGGCCCUGCAGAGCAUUCCGGAGGUUAAUUGA